AUGUUCAAAAAUCUCCCACUCCUCCCCAUCUUCCUCGUCCCUCUCCUUGCAUCCCCAACUCCUGAACCUCUAACAACAACCACCCUCUCCACCGAUUACACAUCCCAAGGCUACCUCCUCGCACUCAAUGCAUCAGCUCCUUAUUUCACAGGUGCCGGCCCCAUCAGCGGUUGUAUAACCUCGCGUUUUACAUGGACACUAGAUACUACUUCCUGUGGUCUCUUCGACGGUACACGCAUUGUAUAUAAUAAAAGUAUCGGGAUGUGGAUGUAUGUAUUUGGGAGUGAGGAGGGAAUAUGUGGAUUAGUGGAGGGUGGUCGCGUAACGUGUUCGGAUACGAAGAUUGGGAGUUUGGGGAAGUGGAGCGCGCCGAAUUCGACAGUCUCUGGUGUGCCGUUGUAUAUGAUGGGAUGGGCUAAUUGGCCUGUGGAGAAAUGGCCGAGUUAUGGGGUUGAUGUGGAUGUUUGGAAUACUUUGGUUGAUAAUCCUAUGCCGGGAGUUUCGUUGGAUGGUUUUGCGAAAUCUUUUAGUCUGAAGUGGAAGGCUCUGUGA
Molecule: messenger RNA, 552 nt
Organism: Sclerotinia sclerotiorum 1980 UF-70
Lineage: Eukaryota; Fungi; Ascomycota; Leotiomycetes; Helotiales; Sclerotiniaceae
Exons: 2
Coding region: 1-552 (183 amino acids)
Source: RefSeq, a predicted model, not a curated record